Molecule: messenger RNA, 1401 nt
Organism: Exserohilum turcica Et28A
Lineage: Eukaryota; Fungi; Ascomycota; Dothideomycetes; Pleosporales; Pleosporaceae
Exons: 4
Coding region: 1-1401 (466 amino acids)
Biological process (GO): transmembrane transport
Molecular function (GO): transmembrane transporter activity
Source: RefSeq, a predicted model, not a curated record
AUGGAACAAGAUAGCAAGAAGGCUCAGGCUGGUCACAUCCCAAAAGAUGGAGUGGUAGAGGAUCCCAACGUGGUCGAAUUUGAUGGGCCGGACGACCCCGAAAAUCCACUGAAUUGGUCUUCUACAAAGAAAGCGACCCAGAUUAUUCUUUCACCCAUUCUCAAAAACUUCAACUCAUCAAAUCAAACUGCCGGCGCUCUCGUCACCACCGUUUUCCUGUUGGGCUACACAUUUGGUCCCAUCAUGAUUGCGCCUCUCUCCGAGUUAUACGGCCGCGCCAUCCUGUACAAUACAUGCAUGUUUUUAUUUAUUAUCUGCAACAUUCUUUGCGCAUUAGCGAACAGCCUUGGCUCAUUGAUCGUAUACCGAUUCCUAAGUGGCAUCGCGGGUUCGUGUCCGGUCACGCUUGGCCCCGGAUCCAUUACCGAUAUGCUCACCAGUGAGAAGCGUACGGGGCCCAUGGGCGCAUACAUUAUUGUUUCUAUACUUGGCCCGAACAUUGGUGUGGUCGCUGGAGGCUAUUUUGCCGCUGCAGCAGGCUGGCGCUGGGACUUUUGGCUCAUCGUCAUUGUCUGCAGCGUUCUGACCUUGUUGUCGGUCUUGUUUCUGUGCGAGUCGAACCCUUAUGUCCUCCUCGAACACAAGGCCCGACAUUUGCGAAAAAGGACGCGAAAUAUGGCGUUGCAGUCUACAUUACAUACUAGCAAGACGUCAAGGGAUUUGUUCACCUUUUCUAUUACCCGACCGCUCAAAAUGCUCAUGUCGCCGAUUGUGUUCUCGCUCUCGCUCUAUACCGCCACUGUAUGCAGCUAUCUCUACCUCUGUUUUACCACGUUCGAGACCGUCUUCCAUGACCAAUAUGGCUUCUCCAGCGGCGAAACUGGUUUGGCCACCCUUGGCAUGGGUGCUGGCUGCGUCUUCGGAUGUGUCGCAUGUGGUCUCCUUACAACUACCGUUUCAAAGUGGCUAACCAAAAUGCAUGGCGGUAACUCAAAACCAGAAUAUCAACUCAUAUCCAUGAUUCUUGGUGGCGUUUGCACGCCCAUUGGCCUUUUCUGGUACGGAUGGUCCGCGCAUGCCAAGCUGCAUUGGAUGGUGCCGAUUAUGGGUGCUGUAUUCAUCGGCAUAGGCAUGAUCUUUACCUAUAUGCCAAGUAUGAUGUACCUCAUUGAUAUAUACACUCGUCAUGCCGCUUCAGUAACAGCUGCAAGCACAAUCCUUCGAUGUCUUCUCGGCGCCGUGCUUCCUCUCGCCGGCCCUGCUAUGUACAAUGCGCUAGGUCUUGGAUGGGGCAAUUCUCUGCUUGCCUUCAUCUCCAUCGCCUUUCUCCCUAUACCUAUUAUCUUAUCUCUCUAUAGCGAGCGUUUACGAAAUAUAAGAAUCUUCAAGGUAGAAUUUUAG